AUGCCGUUCAAUUCACUAGAGUUUCAUUCUUUUGCAAAGGAUUGGGGUUUUUCUAUUAUCACAUCUAGUCUUAACUAUCCAAGAUCUAAUGAAUUUAUUGAAAUAAUGAUGGGGAUUGCAAAAGAUGUAUUAAGAAAGUGUAAAGAGCAGGGAAUUGAAAAAGAGUACAUGUUGUUGGAUUAUAGAAAUAUAGGUUCACCAUAUACACCAACACAAUUAAUAUUUAGUAGAGAAACUGGGAGUGAACUUCCAAUUCAUGACAAACUGUUAUAUCCAAAGGUUAUUAAUAAUUUUGCAUUUCAUCAAAAAAAGAAAAUGAAAGUAAUAAAAGUACCUAUGAUAACGAAAACUGCUACUCAAUCUAAUCAUAAAUUUUAUAAAGGUCAAAAUAUUUGGUAUAGAAAAGAUAAGGUUUGGAACCCUGGGAUGUUGGUUGAUAUUUGUGCGAAUCCAAGAUCAAUGAUUAUAGAUAGGAAUGAAGGUGUACAAUUUAGAAGAAAUACAGCUCAUGUGAAACCUAGAAUUAUAACAGUGCCAGAGGAGAAUGACGUCAGUGAGAUUCCUGAAGGUGACACUGGUGUUAAAUUAGGAUGUACUAGACCUAAAAGGAAUCAAGAGCAAGUUAGCAAGGAACCAAGCAACCAAGUUUUUAAAAUCCACUUUUCAAAAUGUCUGCUACUGCUUUAUUUGGUAAUACAUCUUCAUUGGGAGGUAGCUCUGGAGGUAACAAGCAUUUAG
Molecule: messenger RNA, 738 nt
Organism: Parnassius apollo (apollo)
Lineage: Eukaryota; Metazoa; Arthropoda; Insecta; Lepidoptera; Papilionidae
Source: the annotation of a GenBank genome assembly